Messenger RNA from Drepanopeziza brunnea f. sp. 'multigermtubi' MB_m1, 1365 nucleotides. Lineage: Eukaryota; Fungi; Ascomycota; Leotiomycetes; Helotiales; Drepanopezizaceae. The record is from RefSeq and is a predicted model, not a curated record.
AUGUGGCCGACAGCUGCGGCGGACACAGGUCCGAGGACGGACCUGUUCCCUCUGGAUAUGUCGGGCGAAUACCAGAAGUACCCAAUGGUCACCGCGGAUCAGCUCAGGGGGAGAAAGGAGAGGCCGCGGAGAGUCAAGAUGCUCAUGCGAGACUUUAUAGAAGACUCUCUAUACAAUCCCUCGUACGGGUAUUUCUCGAAACAAGUUGUGAUCUUCACGCCUGGAGAGCCGUUCAACUUCAGCCAGCUCGAAGACGAGCCAGAAUUCCACCAGCUGCUAGGCCAGCGGUAUACGGAAUUUGAAGAUAAAUUGGAUCUCACGGAGCCCAAUGAGACGAGACAGCUAUGGCACACCCCUACCGAGCUCUUUCGCCCCUACUACGGAGAAGCUAUAGCUCGAUACCUGGUAUCUAACUACAUGGUCUCACAACGUCCAUACCACGCACAAUAUCCAUACGACGACCUAGUAAUCUACGAAAUGGGAGCCGGUAACGGGACUCUAAUGCUCAAUAUCUUGGACUAUAUCCGUGAGGUAGAGCCACAAGUCUACCACCGUACUAAAUUCAAGAUCAUUGAAAUCUCAACCAACCUUGCGAAGCUGCAACAGAACCAAUUGCUGAGGACGGCGGAUUCGAGGGGGCACGCGAGCAAGGUGGAAAUCAUCAACAAGUCGAUUUUCGAAUGGGACCAGGUCGUUCCGGCUCCAUGCUAUUUUCUAGCCAUGGAAGUCUUUGACAACUUCGCUCAUGACUCCAUUCGAUAUGAUCCGUGGACGGCAGAGCCCCUACAAGGCACAGUACUGAUAGACUCGAAAGGCGAUUUUUUCGAGUUCUUCGUACCUACCAUCGAUCCUGUUGCUGCCAGAUUUCUACGUGUGCGGCAGGCUGCAACAGGAGGAUGUUAUUCCCUGCCAUUAUACCGUAGCAAGACUCUGCGGCAACUGAGGAAUCUGAUGCCGUUCACACCCAAUCUGAGUGAUCCGGAGUACAUACCUACGAGACUGAUGCAGUUCUUUGAUAUCCUGGCGAUGUAUUUCCCACGCCAUCGGUUAGUGACGAGUGACUUUCAUGACCUGCCGGAUACGAUCAAGGGGAUCAAUGCGCCGGUUGUACAGACAAGGUAUAAGAGGAGAACGGUCCCUGUGACAACGCCUUUAGUACAUCAAGGUUAUUUCGACAUUCUGUUCCCUACGGAUUUUAACGUGAUGGAACUCAUGUAUAGAGCUAUCACGGGCAAACUCACGGAAGUUUCUUCGCAUGAAGAGUUCUUGAGAGCAUUGGCAAAUGUCGAGGAGACGGAAACGAAGAAUGGGGAGAAUCCGUUGUUAACGUGGUACAAGAAUGCCAGUGUGCUUACCACUUUAUAG